GAGCAGUAAACACAUAAAACACAGCCCUUAUCUGCAGCCAUACAUACCUUAUUUUAAGUAAGAGCUGUACAUAUACAGUGCAUGUUACUACAUGUCAGCCAGUCUUUUGACGGAAUGACAGGGAGGUGCAUUCACUACACUUUUCUUCCCAGGUGUGCAAAAAUGUGCCACAUUGCAUAACUGAGACUUUGACGUUGGAUUGCCUUUGUUGCCGAAGUGGAUUUGGGUCACUGAGGGUCAUAACUAUGAAGAGGCCUCACUCGUCACUGAUCAACUUUGCUCUACUGUUGAUUCAGCUAUCCAUCGCAUGUGGAGGCAAAAUCCUAGUGUUUCCACUGGAUGGAAGCCAUUGGGUAAACAUGAAAGUACUCAUAGAGGAACUGCAUGCCAAAGGCCACGAGCUCACCGUGAUCCGGACUUCAGACAGCUGGUACAUCACUGAGAAGUCUCCCCUCUACACCUCCGUCACGCUUCCCAGGCCCAAUGGAUUUGAGGAAAACUUUGACACCUUUUUGUCUCAACAGUUGGAGAUCCGGAUUCAGGAUAAGCGUACAUCUUUAUGGUCCCACAUCUGGGCUAAAAUACAGAUGCAGAGGCUGAUUGUGGAUCAGUUCUCUCAGUUCCAUAAGGGAAUGAGUGAAAUGGUCGUUCAGAUGUUUGAAGAUGAAAACCUGAUGCGGUCUUUGCAGGAAGACAAAUAUGACCUGGUUUUGACCGAUCCAGGCAUUGGCGGAGGGGCCAUGCUGGCACGUCAACUUCAGGUUCCCCUUGUGUUCAAUGUCAGAUGGACCAUUCAAGGUGAAGCUCAUUUCCUUAUUGCCCCCUCCCCUCUGUCCUACAUUCCUUUCACUGCAACAGAGUUCACAGAUAAGAUGACCUUCUUUCAAAGAGUAACCAAUGUUUUCAGUUAUGUACUUGGGAUGUACACACUGUCAUACAUGACAGAACCUCACUACAAACCGCUAGUUAAGAAGCACUUUGGUCCUGAUGUGGAUUACUCAACAUUUUUCCUUGAUGCUGACAUAUGGCUGAUGAGGAAUGAUUUCGUUUUUGAAUUUCCACGCCCAACGAUGCCAAAUAUUGUCUACAUGGGCGGAUUUCAGUGCAAGCCUGCUAAACCCCUCCCUGCAGAGCUUGAAGAGUUUGUCCAGAGCUCUGGAGACCACGGCGUCGUUGUGAUGACUUUAGGAACUUUAGUCGGGGAGCUUCCUCAAGACAUCGCUGAGGAGAUAGCGGCAGCCUUUGCACAGCUGCCUCAGAAGGUCAUAUGGCGUUAUAUGGGACAAAGGCCAUCUAACCUCGGCAACAACACAUUAAUGGUCAGCUGGCUGCCACAGAAAGACCUCUUAGGACAUCCUAAAACUAGAGUGUUUGUGACCCACGGAGGAACCAAUGGGGUUCAGGAGGCAAUUUACCACGGAGUACCUGUGGUCGGCCUUCCCUUGUUCUUUGAUCAGCCGGAUAACUUGUCGAGAAUCCGAGCAAAGGGAGGUGCUGUGAUUGUCGAUAUCGCUCUUCUUGAUAGACACAUCUUUGCAGAAGCCUUGAUGGCAGCUCUUUACAAUUCCUCCUACAGGGAAAACAUGCAGACUCUCUCCAGACUGCACCGAGAUCAGCCCAUGAAACCACUGGACCAGGCAGUGUUUUGGAUAGAAUAUGUAAUAAGACAUAAAGGAGCGAGUCAUCUGAAGACUCAGUCCUACAAAAUGUCUUGGUUUGUUUACAACUCUGUGGAUGUCAUCGCUGCUUUGUUGGCAGUUAUUUUUCUUGUAACAACCAUCUGCAUUUUAUUUGUGAGGUUUGUGUGGAGGAAGUUUUUUCUGUGGAGAAAAGUAAAAAAUGAAUGACAUUAAAAUGAAAAAAAAUGUUUUGGGGUUUAAAUCAAAAUGUGACUAAACAUUAAAGGGGCGCUGGUGGCGCAGUGGUUGGUGCACACGCCCCAUGUAUGGAGGCUGUGGUCUUCCAAGCGGACGGCCCAGGUUCGAAUCCAGCCUGUGGCCUCCUUCCUGCAUGUCAUUCCCCACUCUCUCCUGGUUUCUGACUCUAUCCACUGUCCUAUCUCUAUUAAAGGCACAAAAGCCCAAAAAUAAAUCUUAAAAAAAAAAAAAAAAAAA
This is a messenger RNA of Labrus mixtus (cuckoo wrasse), 2114 nucleotides long. Its product is annotated as UDP-glucuronosyltransferase 2C1-like. The transcript has 2 exons. The record is from RefSeq and is a predicted model, not a curated record. Lineage: Eukaryota; Metazoa; Chordata; Actinopteri; Labriformes; Labridae. Gene Ontology annotation, molecular function: UDP-glycosyltransferase activity. The coding region runs from base 246 to 1847 and encodes 533 amino acids.